UAAAACGUAAAAAAGUGAUACAAUGUCUUCAAAAACGCUGCAUAACGAACACAUUAAACGUCCCAUGAAUGCGUUUAUGGUUUGGUCACGCGGUCAGCGGCGAAAAAUGGCUCAAGAAAAUCCAAAAAUGCACAAUUCCGAAAUUUCAAAAAGACUGGGCGCCGAAUGGAAAUUACUUAGUGAAGGUGAAAAACGACCUUUCAUUGAUGAAGCUAAACGAUUAAGAGCGUUACACAUGAAGGAACACCCCGACUACAAGUAUCGGCCACGCCGAAAACCCAAAUCUGUCAUUAAGAAGGAAAACAAGUUUGGAUUCACGCUUGCGCCCAUAACGAUGCCACCGAACGAUCAUCAUAGCCACCUCGGCACGAUAUCGCGAGGACUGCUUCCACCGUUGGGGCCACCAGGAAUGAAUCAUCCAUUAAUUGGUCACACCGAUGAUCUCAAAAUCCCCAGGUUUUUCCCGCCAUUUCCCUAUCCUCUCUAUCCGAUUCAGCACAAAAUUGGCGAUGAUUUCGCUGGUGGAAAGUUGGCUGCGGAUCUGGCUUUUCAAGCAAUCUAUGGCUCUGGUGGUAGUUUUUAUUCUGGACACCAGAGCAUGGCUUGGCCGGGACUUACAGCUCCAAAUUGUCUUCAGGUGAAUUGCGGAUGUCCAAGUCCAUCGAAGGAUCUCAAAAGGCCAAGUUUUCUUUCUGGCAAGCCCGAGGAUCGACCAUUUCCCAGUCCAGCCCGACCAGAGGAUGACCGCUUUAGUCUGGAAGGCAAAGAUUCUAAAGAUUAUCGUAAAUUUAAUGACGAUUCUUACGAGACGACCUGCAUCGAACGGCAUCAGCAACCCCAAGAUGAUGAAAAAUCUCAAGAUCGAUAUUCAACGACGUCCUCGUCAUCUCCGAUUGUCGUGGAGAAAGUCGAGUCGAAACCCCAACCUAUGUUGACUUCAACCACCGCGAUCUCAUCCUCAUCCCCAAAACAGCAAACGAAUAAUAACAACGGCAUCAGCAAUAUAAGCAACUUCUCGGUGCAAAGUUUAACAGGAAAUGUGUCCAACUCACCAAGGUGCCACGUUAUAUGAAGGCCGCUUCCGGUUCUUCCGGACUUAAACUUCCGGGGGAACCUUGUGUCCAGUUGGACGUCGUCGACGACAACCGACUGGUGGCGCAAUACUGUACAAAUGCCGCCCAUUCUAUCACCCAUCCCCGCACAGGUAACCGCUACGAAUUUAAGCACUUCCACAACAAUAUCAACGUCACCAUCCACGACCUCGAAUAAUGGAGGUGAUGCUGCAAAUGGAAGAAAUUUCAAAGAUGAAGGGCUCCUCGAGGCCAGAAGCUUAACCAGAUCGACUACUCGGCCGUCAUCCGUUGCGAGUGUUCAGUAAGCCAUGUUAUUCUUAUUUUAUAUGUUGUUUACAUUUUCUGUCAUUUCAUAUAA
Ceratosolen solmsi marchali is the source of this 1431-nucleotide messenger RNA. Its product is annotated as transcription factor Sox-21-B. NCBI's taxonomy places the organism in Eukaryota, Metazoa, Arthropoda, Insecta, Hymenoptera, Agaonidae. The coding region runs from base 23 to 1072 and encodes 349 amino acids. Gene Ontology annotation, cellular component: nucleus. Gene Ontology annotation, molecular function: RNA polymerase II cis-regulatory region sequence-specific DNA binding; DNA-binding transcription activator activity, RNA polymerase II-specific. Gene Ontology annotation, biological process: brain development; neuron differentiation; negative regulation of transcription by RNA polymerase II. The transcript is spliced from 3 exons. The record is from RefSeq and is a predicted model, not a curated record.